Molecule: messenger RNA, 13291 nt
Organism: Coregonus sp. 'balchen'
Lineage: Eukaryota; Metazoa; Chordata; Actinopteri; Salmoniformes; Salmonidae
Source: the annotation of a GenBank genome assembly
CAGCAGUCGUUGGGUGUGUUUUGGCUGCGAGCAGUCGCUUGCUUUUACCAAAGUUUUUACUGCAGAACAGUCAUUUGGAAGCUCAUGAGGUAAAGUAACUUUUUUAACUUGAUAAAAGCAACGCACAUUUCAGUGGAAAAUGAAACUGUCAGAAGUUAAAAGGCUAAAAGUGGCCGAACUACGAGCCAUGCUCAAAGAGAGAGGACUGGACACCAAAGGACUCAAGGCCGAACUUGUUGGGCGUUUGAUGUCCGCUUUCGAAGCUAAAUUGCAAGCUCCAGAAUCAAGCGAUCUUGGACAAGACAAGGGAGUCCCUGGUCUUGGAGAAGAGCCGAAGCCACAAGAUGACGAGUCACCCAGAGCAUCCACAGUGUUAGCGAUGGAGAGAGAAUUCCCUCUACCGGGAGAGGAGGCGAAAGUCACUGGACACGAUGGAGACGUUGCAGGCGCGGCAAGUUCAGAGAUGAUGGUGGGACCUGGAGCAGAUUGUUCUCCCACCGGUGCAGACACAGAGGCACCUGCAAUUUCAGCAGCCGAACUUGAUAACAUGUCAACAAGUCAAUUGGAAGACGUGUGUGUAAUCAGCACUUUUGCCAUGAGCCUGUGUGCAGAAACCACGGCAGACAAAGAAGGGUCGAUGGAUCAGACCUCGUUAAAUCAACAAGUUGAACAACAGCAACAUGUCACCCAAGAAGAGAGCGCUCAAGAACAACAGAGUGAGGUUGAACGUGCACUUGGAGUCUCCAAACGGACUGCCACACAGGAAGCAAUGGAGGAGGAGAAAACGACAUCAAAACAACAACAACUGAACACAGCAAGCAUGAGCACCAGUCCAAUUCAAAAUACAUUUAAUACAUCACAGAUAUCACUGAUAGACAUCGGGUAUCAAGACACAAGUAUGUUGGUUGUUGGGCAGUCUAAAGAAGAGCAUGCCGGAUCAGCUGUGGAGGAGGAGGACAGUCUCUCCAUGGUAGCACAGAGAGGGAGCAGCACUGAACCCAGCCUCAGUCUGGGAUCUGUCUCUGUGACCAGUGACCAGACCAGCCAGGACACAGGUAGAUAUGAUAUGACACACACUGAAUAAUGUAAUGCUUAUUUUUAUUGUAUCCAUCAGGGUUGGGGUCAAUUCCAUUUUAUUUACAGUCAAUUCAAAAAGUGAACCAAACUCCAAUUUAAAAAAACAAAAAAAUCCUAAUUGAAGAGAAUUGGAAUUUGAAUUUUAGUGUUCUUCCUGACUGGAAUUUAAAUGGAAUUGACCCCAACCCUGGUAUCCAUAUGUUACAGGUUUAUAACCAAUGUUGUACAUUGGCAUACACUUUUAGAGUGAUCAAUCAAUCAAUCAAUCAUAACCCCCUCCUCUCCCUCUCUCGUUGCAGUGUUUCACAUGGAGAAAGCCAAGGAAAAUAGGCCUGGAGGUGGAGGGGAGAAGCGGUGGGUGAAGAGGCCUGCUCAGGGUGAGGUGACCAGAGGCCGGGCCUACUACGAAUUCAAGGAGGAGAUCCAGUACAACAGGUAUACUUACAGUACCUUUCCUCCAUGACUCAAGUUCUGCAGGGUUUUCUGAGUGAGCCUGGGGAAAUUAUCCCCUACCCAUCAGAUGAGUGUCUUUAAACAUGACCAAACUCACUCUCUGUCUCUCUACACAGGGCCAAAUCCCCAUUGCCUCAGCCUGAGAGUAAUGGUGUUGAUACCGAAGAAGGACGGGUCAGACUAGACUCCUGUGAGUUUAAUUAUGAAGGAUCUCUCUCUCUCUCUCUCUCUCAAUGCCAUGGUUGACCAGUGUGAUGUCAGUGCAAACGCUGGAUAAUGGUCAGUUGGGCUCCCUCCCCAAUCUCCACAGAUGGCGGUGACCUGCACUUUGAGGUGGGCCGGGACGGCUGCAGCGGCCAGCCAAGGUUCUGGGAGCGCUGCCCUCUCCUGUGGUCUGGAUGCAGGCUGACACACGGAACUCACCAGGGGAGGGUGGGCUUCGAGGCUAGGUUUGAGAAAAAGCUGGUGUCCCCAUCACUGGACCCUGAGGACCCUGAGCACCAUGGUCUGAGACUGGGCUGGUCAGUGGAGCAUUGGAACUCCAGCCUGAUGCUGGGUAAGGACUGAAUGUUUUUCCAACAAACAAUUUGACAAUUAUGUGGAUAUGUUCUGGUUAUAAAUGUCCCUUGGUUUAACAGAGGUACUUCUUUGAGUCUUAUGAAUAAAAUACUGUGUUUCAGUAUGAUUUGUGCUGAUUUUUUUCUUUCUGUCUCUCAUUCAGGUGAUGUGGACUUGUCUUACGGUUACGACGCUAGGGGCAGAAAAGUGACGGCUGGGAAAGAGGAGGAGUUUGGAGAGCCCUUUUCAGAGGGCGAUGUCAUUGGCUGUUAUGCUGUGAGUGGCACUAGUUUUUUUAACCCCUCCCUCCCUUUCUUCACUCUCUUGAAUACAGUACAUGUUGAAAUGCCAUUUUAAUGAUAACAGUUAGAAUCAAAAAAAUACAAACCUUGGAAUUACUAUUGUAGUCAUCUGUGCCUCGCUUUGUGUUUAUGGGUUUGUUCGUGUCUCCCUGCAUCUUUCCAUCCAUAGUCUUUCUCUAAGGAGGAAGGAGUUGAGCUCUCCUUCCAUAAGAACGGUCGCCUUAUGGGAGUGGCGUUCCACCUGAGUCCUGCUGUUCUCUGGGGUUCUGUGCUGUACCCCCACGUCCUCUGCAAAAACACCUCUAUCACCCUCAACUUGGACCCCACCUCUCCCCCCUGGUACCCCAGCCCUGCAGGGUACACCCCCAUCCCCUCCCUGCCUGCUGGACAAAGGCUCAGUGCCCCAACCCCACCAACCUCCAAACUGCAGUGUGAGGUGAGAGAGCAGAACAGAGCAAUGGCUGCCAGCACUAACAUGAACUCUAUCCUCUGGCCUGUGUGCACUUUAUUUACGCUCUACCCCUCUCCCUCCUCUCUCUACCCCUCUCCCUCCUCUCUCUACCCCUCUCCCUCCUCUCUCUACCCCUCUCCCUCCUCUCUCUACCCCUCUCCCUCCCUCUCUACCCCUCUCCCUCCCUCUCUACCCUCUCCCUACCCCUCUACUCCCUACCCCUCCCCCUCUCUCUACCCCUCUCCCUACUCUCUCUACCCCUCUCCUCUCUACUCUACCCCUCUCCCUCCUCUCUCUACCCCCUCUCCCUCCUUCUCUCUACCCCUCUCCCUCCUCUCUCUAUCACCCCCCUCUCCCUCCUCUCUCUACCCUCUCCCUCCUCUCUCUCUACCCCUCUCCCUCCUCCUCUACUCUCUACCCCUCUCCCUCUCUCCUACUCUCUACCCCUCUCCCUCCUCUCUCUACCCCUCUCCCCUCCCUCCUCCUCUCUCUAACCCCUCUCCUCCUCUCUCUUAAACCCCUCUCCCUCCCUCUCUCUAACCUCUCGCUCUCCUACACUACCCCUCUCCCUCCUCUCUACUCAAACCCCUCUCCCUCUCUCUCUAACCCCCUCUCCUCCUCCCUACUCUCCUCCUUCCUACCUCUCCCUCUCUACCCCUCCCCUCUCUCUUCCUCAGGUAUUGAUGAUGGUUGGUCUGCCAGGGGCAGGUAAGACCCACUGGGCCAGGGCUCACAUGAAGCAACACCCAGAGAAGAGAUACACCUUGCUGGGCACCGCAGGCCUCCUACCCUGCAUGAAGGUCAGACCACCAGACACACAACUACCCACUAUUACAACACCAUUAUAACACCAUUAUUGCACCAUUAAAACACCAUUAUAACACUAACACUAUUCAUAGUUUUAUUCACGUAUUGAUUAUAUAACUUCCAAAAGUGUGUGUCUGUGUGUCUGUGUGUCUGUGUGUUGUUGGCUGUACCUAUGUGUUCCUCUCCACAGGGGCAGGGUCGUAGAGAGAGCAGGCUGCAGCAGGCCUCUCAGUGUCUCAGUGAGCUGAUCAAGGUGGCGGCUCAGACUCCACGCAACUACAUCCUGGACCAGGUAGGUAGAUAUUUGAUAGGACAACCAGGGGAGGCAGGGUCUGCUGAUAGGGCGCUAAAUAUUGAUAGGCUAGCUCCCUGAAAGAGGGAUGGUGUAUUAACUGAUAGGCCAGGAAUAAAAUCUAUCAUAAUUAAAAUGUGAUAGUUUAGACCAGGGGUGUCAAACUCAUUUUAGCUCAGGGGCCACAUGGAGGAAAAUCUAUUCCCAAGUGGGCCGGACCGGAAAAAUCAUGGUAUAUAUAACUUAAAAACAACAACUUCAGAUUGUUUUCUUUGUUUUAAUACGAUCAACAUACAACAUAAAGCUGGAGCCUGAGGACAGUGUGUCCAAAAUAGUACAAGCACAACAUCACUAUUAAUCAUAAAACACGUCAAGUUUAUUUGAAAAUUCUAAAGAAAAAGAACACACAAACACACAAUGCCUCAGUGAUUAACAGAACUGUUUCACAGAUCACAGAACUAUAUCAGGAUGUCAUUUCUCAGGCAGAAAUGUAGAUAAAAAUAAUGAAAUCCUGUUCCCCAAACAAGUGCAAGAACCACAGAGUCAAGAAUAGGUUAAAUAUACAAAUAAAAUAAAAUCAAUUAAAAACAAUAGCACAUCAACAUAAAAACAUAUAAACAUAAAGCUGGAGCCUGAGGACAGUGUCCAAAAGCACAACAUCACUAUUAAUCAUAAAACACCUCAAGUUAUUUGAAAGUUCUGAGGACAAAGAACAGACAAACACACAAUGCCUCAGUGAUUCACAGAAGUAUAUCACAGAUCACAGAACUAUAUCAGGGUGUCAUUUCUCAGGCAGAAAUGUAGAUAAAAAUAAUGAAAUCCUGUUCCCCAAACAAGUGCAAGAACCACAGAGUCAAGAAUAGGUUAAAUAUACAAAUAAAAUCAAUUAAAAACAAUAGCACAUCAACAUAAAAACAUCAACAUAAAUCUGAAAGCGUUGCUCAAACUCCCGUAACAGUCCCGUUAUUUUAUCUUUGAACCGCUUCAUGUCUGCUACAUGUUGGGUCGCGCACACAUUUUUCAGACAGGGGAAGUGAGCUGCAUCACCACCGGCAAGUUGCGUCUCCCACAAUGACAGCUUCAACUUGAAAGAACGUACGCUGUCAUAAUACUGCGUGACAACUUUGUUGCGCCCUUGCAGCUGUUUGUUCAAGUUAUUCAGGUGCUCUGUAACAUCCACCAUAAAUGCAAGGUCCUGCAUCCAUUCUGCGGAAUGAAAUUCUAACACUGGUUUGCCCUUUUCUUCCAUGAACUGUUCAAUUUCUUCUCGUAAAUCAAAGAAACGCCUCAGCACAGCACCUCGGCUUAACCAUCUUACCUCAGUGUGGUAUGGCAGGCCAUAGGUGUGGUCUUUCUCUCUGAGAAGGCUGUCAAACUGACGGUGAUUCAGGCUUCUGGAUCGGAUGAAAUGAACAGUUUGGAUGACCACCUUCAUGACGUUAUCCAUCUUUAAUGACUUGCAACACAAAGCCUCCUGGUGCAAAAUACAGUGAAAAGUCAAAAAAUCACGUCCUCCAUUUGCAGAUUGCACUUUCUCUCUGAACUUUGUCACAACGCCUGCUUUUUUCCCGAUCAUUGAGGGCGCACCAUCUGUAGCCAGGCUGACAGCGCGGGACCAGUCCACUCCGACCCUGUCCAGCGCGCCGACGAGUGCGGUAAAAAUAUCAGCUGCUGUCGUUGUAUCUGUCAUCGGCACCAACUCCACGAACUCCUCGGUGACGGUCAAUGUGUCAUCAACUCCGCGGAUGAAAAUGGCCAGUUGUGCAACAUCUGUAAUGUCCGUGCUUUCAUCAAUUGCAACCGAAAACGCAAUAAAUGACUGAAAGAUCGGAAAUCCUGUCUGCAACUGUGUUUCUUGUCAGGCUGAUAUUUGCAAAAGCCUGCCGCUUUUCAGGGCACACAAUCUCCGCUGCCUUCAUCAUGCAUGUUUUUACAAAUUCACCCUCACUAAAUGGUUUUGAAGCCACUGCGAUUUCAUUAGCAAUGAGGUAGCUAGCUUUCACUGCAGCGUCACUGAUGUCUCGGCUGUGAGUAAACACAGACUGCUGUUUCUUCAGACCCGCCAACAGUUCAUUCACCUUCUCUCAUCUCCGCUGUCCUUGAAAGUUGUCAUAUUUGUCGGCAUGAAGACUCACAUAGUGGCGACGAAGGUUAUAUUCUUUCAGCACUGCAACAUGCUCUGAACACACCAAACAUACAGCUUUCCCAUUCAAUUCCGUGAAUAAAUAGGAUGACCAUUUUUCUUGGAACACUCUGCACUCUGCGUCCACUUUUCUCUUUUUUGACAGAGACAUAUUGGGGCAAUGAGGGUGCCAAAGCAAAUAAUGUUAAAAGUAGAAGCCGUAAUAAAUAUCGCGGGCAAAACAAAGUAGCUCAUUGGCUGCACGUGCUUGACCUACUUGCUCUGCCCCGGUAUAAACAGUUUGCUUGCUUAACACAAUUGCUAUUGCGCCAUCCAGUGGACGCAAUUGUAACAGCAGUUUAUUUUAUUGAAAAAUUGCAGCCCAUUUUUAUACUUUACACACAAAAAAAAAAAUUAUUAUAUAUUUUUUUUUUUCUCAAAAUCAUCUCGCGGGCCGGAUUAAACCCGUUUGCGGGCCUGAUCCGGCCCGCGGGCCAUACGUUUGACACCCCUGGUUUAGACAAUCUUUCUCUCCACUCCUCUCUUUGUUGCCUCUCCACCUCUCCCCCUCCUAAAUAACCCAGAGCAAAAAAUAGGAAUUGGAGUUCUCUGUAAAGACAAUUGGACAAUAAAGUAUUCUUCUUUGUCCCCAGCCCAACGUCCACCCCUCAGCUCAGCGCCAGAGGCUGCUGUGGUUCGGGGGUUUCAGGCGGAGGGCGGUGGUGGUGUUCCCAUCUAAAGAGGAGUGGAAGAGGCGUCUGCAGGAGCAACAGGAGGAGGAGGGGGACCAGAUCCCUGAAACUGAUCUCCACAAGGUCAAAGGUCAGGGAAAUACGAUACAGAAGAUGAGCAAUGACCUUUUUAAGGAUACUUUCGUAAGCAUUUACACAAUUCAAAAACGUCUAUAGAGUAGCAGCAUAUCAAUCUUUGAGUUGUUCUGAGUUGCAUAGUUUUCACACAGAUUAAGUUUAAUGGAGUAACAUACUGUGCAAGCCUAUACAGUGAAAGGAGAACCUAACUGAAGGUAUGGUUGCUUUUGAUGCUGUCUUGAUGUCCUCUCCUCCCCCCCAGUGAGCUGCACUCUGCCAGAGCAGGGGGACCUGCUGGAGAAAGUGCUGUUUGUGGAGCUAGCCAGAGAGGAGUCACAGGCUCUCUUGGAGGGGUACAAAAAGGAGGCGAAAAGCCUGCUCCCCCCUGUCUCCUCCGCCCCUAAACAACGGAAGAAACCCCGCAUCCGAUACAAUAACCCCUCUAGCCUCGGACAUCAAUCUUAUCACCUUAACAAGACGAGAUUUGGAAGGAUGGCCACGCGAGACUAUAACCCCCCUAACCCCCUCCCCAAGGGCCAGACGGACGGGGGGUACAAUCCAGUGGCUGCUGGUGACUUGAGAGGUCAGGGAGAAUGAUUGAUGAAAACAUGUAUAUAUAUUUGGGGGGAAACUUGAGUGCCGCUAUUACUGUGUAAUUAUUCCUUAAUAUGUUUGGUCUGGUAAUAUGUCAUGCCUUGGGGUACCUAUGGUUACAGCAAUAACAUUACUGAUUUUGGUUUGUUUGUCUGUAGGUUGGGACCGCACAUGGUUCAACCAGGGCCAGCCAUACCCAUAUGGUCAUCAGCAGUACUGGGCACCACAGCAGCUCAGAUAUGUGAGUCCUUCGUCUAUCCAAUAAACCUCUGAUAGAUAUACUUCACCUUUACAUAGUUUCCUUCUGUUCCGCUUUAUUAAUUCAUACAUUUUUGUGAUUUUUUCAUUGAUUUAGAAUUAUUAGUUUAUUGGAUAGGACAGAAAUAGACUAGAAUGAUAUAGUAGAGAGUUGCUGAUAUAGCAGUGGGCCAGAUUGGAAACCAUGCAGCAGUGGUAUAUAAUCUAGAGACAGUGGUAUAUAACCUAGAAGCAGGUGUAUAUGAUCUAGAGGCACGGGUAUAAUCUAGAGACAGUGGUAUAUAACCUAGAAGCAGGUGUAUAUGAUCUAGAGGCACGGGUAUAUAAUCUAGAGACAGUGGUAUAUAACCUAGAAGCAGGUGUAUAUGAUCUAGUGGCACGGGUAUAUAAUCUAGAGACAGUGGUAUAUAACCUAGAAGCAGGUGUAUAUGAUCUAGAGGCACGGGUAUAUAAUCUAGAGACAGUGGUAUAUAACCUAGAAGCAGGUGUAUAUGAUCUAGAGGCACGGGUAUAUAAUCUAGAGACAGUGGUAUAUAACCUAGAAGCAGGUGUAUAUGAUCUAGAGGCACAGGUAUAUAAUCUAGAAGCAGGUGUAUAUGAUCUAGAGGCACGGGUAUAUAAUCUAGAGACAGUGGUAUAUAACCUAGAAGCAGGUGUAUAUGAUCUAGAGGCACGGGUAUAUAAUCUAGAGACAGUGGUAUAUAACCUAGAAGCAGGUGUAUAUGAUCUAGAGGCACGGGUAUAUAAUCUAGAGACCAGUGGUAUAUAACCUAGAAGCAGGUGUAUAUGAUCUAGAGGCACGGGUAUAUAAUCUAGAGACAGUGGUAUAUAACCUAGAAGCAGGUGUAUAUGGAUCUAGCGGCACAGGUCUAUAUAUCUAGAAGCAGGUGUAUAUGAUCUAGAGGCACGGGUAUAUAACCUAGAGACAGUGGUAUAUCUAACCUCGAAGCAGGGUAUUUGUAUACUGAUCUAGAGGCACGGGUAUAUAAUCUAGAGACAGUGGUAUAUUAAACUAGAAGCAGGUGUAAUGAUCUAGAGGCACGGGAUAUAAUCUAGAGACAGUGUAUAUAAACCUAGAAGCAGGUGUAUAUGAUCUAGAGGCACAGGUAUAUAAUCUGAAGCAGGUUAUAUGAUCUAGAGGCACGGGUAUAUAAUCUAGAGACAGUGGUAUAUAACCUAGAAGCGGUGUAUAUGAUCUAGAGGCACGGGUAUAUAAUCUAGAGACAGUGGUAUAUAACCUAGAAGCAGGUGUAUAUGAUCUAGAGGCACGGGUAUAUAAUCUAGAGACAGUGGUAUAUAACCUAGAAGCAGGUGUAUAUGAUCUAGAGGUACGGUAUAUAAUCUAGAGACAGUGGUAUAUAACCUAGAAGCAGGUGUAUAUGAUCUAGAGGCACGGGUAUAUAAUCUAGAGACAGUGGUAUAUAAUCUAGAAGCAGGUGUAUAUGAUCUAGAGGCACGGGUAUAUCAUCUAGAGAGUGGUAUAUAACCUAGAAGCAGGUGUAUAUGAUCUAGAGGCACGGAUAUAUAAUCUAGAGACAGUGGUAUAUAAUCUAGAAGCAGGUGUAUAUGAUCUAGAGGCACGGGUAUAUAAUCUAGAGACAGUGGUAUAUAACCUAGAAGCAGGUGUAUAUGAUCUAGAGGCACGGGUAUAUAAUCUAGAGACAGUGGUAUAUAACCUAGAAGCAGGUGUAUAUGAUCUAGAGGCACAGGUAUAUAAUCUAGAAGCAGGUGUAUAUGAUUUAGAGGCACGGGUAUAUAAUCUAGAGACAGUGGUAUAUAACCUAGAAGCAGGUGUAUAUGAUCUAGAGGCACGGGUAUAUAAUCUAGAGACAGUGAUAUAUAACCUAGAAGCAGGUGUAUAUGAUCUAGAGGCACGGGUAUAUAAUCUAGAGACAGUGGUAUAUAACCUAGAAGCAGGUGUAUAUGAUCUAGAGGCACGGGUAUAUAAUCUAGAGACAGUGGUAUAUAACCUAGAAGCAGGUGUAUAUGAUCUAGAGGCACGGGUAUAUAAUCUAGAGACAGUGGUAUAUAAUCUAGAAGCAGGUGUAUAUGAUCUAGAGGCACAGGUAUAUAAUCUAGAGAGUGGUAUAUAACCUAGAAGCAGGUGUAUAUGAUCUAGAGGCACGGGUAUAUAAUCUAGAGACAGUGGUAUAUAAUCUAGAAGCAGGUGUAUAUGAUCUAGAGACAGUGGUAUAUAACCUAGAAGCAGGUGUAUAUGAUCUAGAGGCACGGGUAUAUAAUCUAGAGACAGUGGUAUAUAACCUAGAAGCAGGUGUAUAUGAUCUAGAGCAGCCAAACCCAACUGGCCGGACACAGAGAGGGGUCAAUCCAGACCGGAUAACAUCGCAUUUUGUUACAUAAAAGUCAAUACAUUAUUUUUAGACAGCUUUACUAAAUCAACCGGGCGCGGCGGCCUCUUUAACUCAACAACCGCUCUUUCUCGCUCUCUCUCUCGAAGCAACGCCCACCUCUACUAGUGCCCCGUCUAAUACAAUGCCGGGGUUAUAUGCAAAUACAAGAGACUGCGUCUUACCCAAUCACAUGAAUCCAAAUAUCCUCAGCGGAACCUUGGGACAAGCAGGCAGAAAGAAACUGAAAGAUUUGAUCGUGGUUCAACUGUAAAUAUCACAGAUAGGAGCUUAGUUACCAGGAUCUUUGUUAAUAUGGCUUGUUAAAAAAAAAGACAAGUUGACUCUGAAAACCGUAUAUUCAAAGACGAGUGGACGGAACAGUAUUUAUUCAUUCUCCCUGCAACUAGCACAAAACCAAUGUGCCUGAUAUGCAGUGAGUCCGUAGCUCUCGUGAAAAGUGCCAAUGUUAAGCACCAUUAUGACACCAGGCAUAGUAAAUUGGAUCAGACGUAUCCCCUAAACACGGAGGUAAGAACAAACAAGAUUAACCAACUCAAAUCCCAAAAAUGAGAGCUCCACCAAAGUCCUAGAGGCAGGGGUAUAUCAUCUAGAGGCAGGGGUAUAUCAUCUAGAGGCAGGGGUAUAUCAUCUAGAGGCAGGGGUAUGUCAUCUAGAGGCAGGGGUAUAUCAUCUAGAGGCAGGGGUAUAUCAUCUAGAGGCAGGGGUAUAUCAUAUAGAGGCAGGGGGAUAUCAUCUAGAGGCAGGGGUAUAUAAUGGGGGUAUGAAAAAUAAUGUAUGCACUCACUAACUGUAAGUCGCUCUGGAUAAGAGCGUCUGCUAAAUGACUAAAAUGUAAAUGUAAAUGUAUAAUCUAGAGGCAGGGGUGUAUAAUAUAGAGGAUAAUCUAGAGGCAGGGUUGUAUAAUUUAGAGGAUAAUCUAGAGGCAGGGGUGUAUAAUCUAGAGGCAGGGGUUUAUAAUCUAGAGGCAGGGGUGUAUAAUCUAGAGGCAGGGGUGUAUAAUCUAGAGGCAGGGGUGUAUAAUCUAGAGGCAGGGGUGUAUAAUCUAGAGGCAGGGGAGUAUAAUCUAGAGGAUAAUCUAGAGGCAGGGGAGUAUAAUCUAGAGGCAGGGGUUUAUAAUCUAGAGGCAGGGGUGUAUAAUCUAGAGGCAGAGGAGUAUAAUCUAGAGGCAGGGGUAUAUGAUGCCACACAUUUCUGUGAUAUUUAUCUGGCAGGAUGAAACGUUCAAUGGAGCAAACUACCAGUACCGCAGCAACGACUUUAGCCAUGAAGCAUACAGGGAGUACAACAGACAGCUAAACUACAACAAACAGCUAGAAUGCUACAGACAGGAAGAAUGCUACAGACAGGAAGAAUGCUACAGACAGGAAGCAUGCUACAGACAGGAAGCAUGCUACAGACAGGAAGAAUGCCACAGACAGGAAGAAUGCUACAGACAGGAAGCAUGCUACAGACAGGAAGCAUGCUACAGACAGGUAGUGGUACACACACACACAAACAGGCAUGCACAUUGGGUACCUGUCAGGGUUUCCAUUAGCGGUAAUAGCCGGCUUUUGGCCGAAAACAAUAUGAAAAGCCGAUAAAUAAAAAUGGCACCGGCAAAUUGUCCAGGAGUAGAAAACAAAUCCCAUUGCGGAAAUGCAUUUUAGCCUAUUCAUUGAUUAAAAUAUCUGUCAAUGUAGCAUGAGAGCUGCUGCUACAGCUCAUCACACAGCUUGUUUGUUGCUACAGGAGUGAAACGUGCUUUUAUAAGCCCAAUCAUUGUGCGACAAUUCUAAAUGCAAUUGCGUGUUAAAAACAGUUUUGAUGGCCAAGAUUAGAAAUAGCUACUAUUUUUAUUUCUCAACUGGUAAUUGAAGUGUGCUUCCCAUUCAAGUGCAUAGGUAACUAGGCAGGCUUCACACCACUUUGCAAUGAGCUGGAGGCAGUAUGUGCAUUUUGAAAACAUAUACUUAAUUGUUUGAAACCUGAACGUUUUACUACAUUAUGAGGCAUGUCUUACCUUGCUUCAAAGUAGCUUAGCCAAAAUCCAAUCAAACUUGCAGGCAAUUAUUUUUAUGAAGACUUCCAUAUGCCAUUGAAACCAGUAGCCUAUUUAGCUCAUGUUUAGUUGUUUUUCAAAUGUAUUUCAUUGUCCAGUAGCCAAAGGCCCAAUCCUAGUCAUAUUAGCAACCCAUGCUAGCUGUUCCAUCUUUAUCUCCACUCUUCCUACAUUUCUAACAGAUGCAUUCAUCUCGGUCUCAUGAAACCGCUUGCAUGUGCAGUGCUUUCCUGCUAAAUUGCAGUAUGGAACGAACAUUCACGCGUAGCCUACUGCCUUGAAAUAAUAGUUGAUCAACGUUUUAAGCUAAACGCUCUGAUCUGUUGCACGAGCCUCAUUGCUUUUUAACGUUGUUUUGGAUGUAUCCUAGGCCUACUGGUUGUAUGAAUUUAGGAUCUAUCGUCCCACAACUGUCCCAUAGUCUGUUUGGAACAGGCUAUUUCUUUCUCGCACAGAACGACAAGCUGACCAAUAGAAUAGGUUAACUUUUCUACUAUGGGGGCUAGUAUAUUGACCUAGGCUAGUGAUUUUGCUAGUGUCUUCUUGGCUGGACAGUUAUUCUAACAUCCUAAAAUUCCACAUCGGAAUUCGGUAAGGAGCACAUUGCAUCCUCGAGUUGCAUGUUCUGUUAAGAUGAGUUACCAUAAUCUAAAUGUGAUUUUGUCAUUCUGAGUACCGUGGGUGGACGCCCUAAUCAGGUUACGCACCCAAUGCAUAUGGGUCCGGUAAAUUAAAAUGCUGCCGGUCAAAUGUCCUGCACCACAUUUUCCUAACGGAGACCCUGGUACCGGUGUGUGUGCAAAACAGGUAAAUGCUAUAGACAGUGUAGAUGGUAGAAUAGAGAGAGAGCAUACCUGUGUACAGAGCUCUGAGAGGAAGUGCAGUCCAAUCUUUCAGCACCAUAGACAGUCUCACAUGUUAAAAGUCUCCCAGUCAAGGUCUCUGUUGAACAGUAUGAAUGAUGUAUUUAUUCUCUCUCUCCCCCUCUCUGUUCAGUGGAAUCAGAGUUACCAAGACCAGGACUACUACGGCAACAAGAAUCAGGGUUACCAAGACCAGGGCUAUUACGGCAACAAGAAUCAGGGUUACCAAGACCAGGGCUACUAUGGUAACAGGAACUACGCUUACGAUAGUUACCAUUACCAGGGUUACUGUUAA